Molecule: messenger RNA, 3819 nt
Organism: Mytilus californianus (California mussel)
Lineage: Eukaryota; Metazoa; Mollusca; Bivalvia; Mytilida; Mytilidae
Product: zinc finger Y-chromosomal protein 1-like
Exons: 8
Coding region: 142-3312 (1056 amino acids)
Biological process (GO): regulation of transcription by RNA polymerase II
Cellular component (GO): nucleus
Molecular function (GO): DNA-binding transcription factor activity, RNA polymerase II-specific; protein binding; RNA polymerase II transcription regulatory region sequence-specific DNA binding
Source: RefSeq, a predicted model, not a curated record
UAAAUAAGCCGACCGUGCGAUGGCUUUAUAGCCAGUCAAGGUCGUUAAAAACCCCCCUAAGUAAACACUCUGAAGACCGCUGGCACAGGCUAGAGAAAAUUUAAGGUAGAAUGUAAUUCUCUUACAAGUGAAUCUUUGAUAAUGUCCAGAAUAAAUAUACAAGUAGGUGGACAUAGAGAUACAGUUUUAAUAACACUACACACCUUCCAACAGAAAGAAACUCUUUGUGAUGUCAAUAUUCAAACAAAAGAUGGACAGGUUAAAGGGCACUCAGUAAUUCUGGCAUCUUGUGCAAGUGCAGUAUUAUGCAAUCAAGUAUUCACUCAAAGAAACAAUGGUAUGAAUUCUAUCAUCUAUAUUAACUGCCCUCAGUUCACAAGACGUGACGUAAAUUCUGUAUUACAAUUUCUUUACCUUGGUGUAAUUAACAUCGACACAGAACAUGUUGAAGGCUUUCUAGCUUUAUGUUCAGCAUGGCAACUUCAAUUGGCUGCUUCAAUGAUAGAAUAUUAUUUGAAGCAAAACUGCAGGAAUAUAAACGAAGCUGUCAAUUGUAUGAAUCUAUCUAUGCAAUAUGAUUCAACCAAUCAGCCAUCUACAAACAGCCAAUCAGGAGUCAAUUGUAUGAAUCUAUCUAUGCCAUAUGAUUCAACCAAUCAGCUGUCUAUAAACAGCCAAUCAAGAGUCAAUAGUUUGAAUCUAUCUAUGCCAUAUGAUUCAACCAAUCAGCCAUCUACAAACAGCCAAUCAGGAGUCAAUAGUAUGAAUCUAUCUAUGCCAUAUGAUUCAACCAAUCAGCCGUCUACAAACAGCCAAUCAGGAGUCAAUUGUAUGAAUCUAUCCAUGCCAUAUGAUUCAACCAAUCAGCCAUCUACAAACAGCCAAUCAGGAAUCAAUAGUAAUGUUUCUGCAUCACUAGGCGUAAAACCAAAUUUGACUGUCCCAAGACUAGUACGAUCAACAAAUGGAACUACUCAGCUGCAGACCACAAACAGUCAACAUUUAACUUCCAAUGAAACAAUGGUGGACAAAGGAUCCGGAUCCUUCACAUAUAUAAAACCAAAUGUCUCUUCCUUUACAAACCAAGUGUCUAAUGAUGGAACUUUGUCAACAAAGUUUCCUCAGGAAUGGUCCCUUCGUCUGAAGGAUGGUUUACCGUCAGUUAACGGAAAUCAUGAGACUAUGGAUCAGUAUGGUAAACCUUCAGGUAAUCUUCUGUUACGAUCAGUACUGGAGAAAGAUGGUACCCGUCUCAGUACAAACAAUCAAGUAAAGUACAGCCUCAGUGAUACAAAUUUAUUUACAGAUGUUUCUCAGAUACAAACAGUUUGUCACGAUCGGGAACAAUCUAAUAUACUUUCAGAUACAAAAAUUCUUGUGGUAGAACCAAUUUGUACAGAACAAUUAAGCUCUCAAUCAACCUUAGAUUUGCCAAAUAAACCCUUGUUACAACUACAAUGUGAAGAAGAAGAACCAUUUGUGAAAACAGAGCAAGCAUAUUGUUCAGGGUACUCUUCAAAUUUACCAUUAGUACACACAAAGGGAGAUAACUGCUUAGUAAAUGAUUUUACUAUGAACGCAAUUAUGCUACAGAAAAAUGAAAUUCAAAAACAGGCACAAUCUAUACUUAAUCAGACUAAUUCUAGUCUUAUUGAUGAACAAUUUCAAAUUGUUGAAAACCAGUUUAUAUCAAAUCGGAAGGAGCAAAUGACAGUAAACGUUACAGACAACUGGUAUGAAUCAAGUCACAUCUUUGACCAGAUACCAGUCAAUGAUGCUUUAAAUACUUCAAAUUCUAAUCAGGAUCAAGCCCAGAUUAUUGAAAAUCCAUAUAGUUCAAAUCAUAAAGAGGAGGCUCAAGUUAUUCAAAAUCAAAACAUGUAUAUUGUUGAUGGUAAUUUAGCUUCUGUGUCAAACAAUAACAUAAGUGUUAUGAACACAAAAGAUAGAAAAAAUUACACAAAACUCGAAGAGUACAGUAAAAAAUUAAAAUAUACAGAAAAUAUACAGAAAAACUUCAUAAGGAAAAGAAAAAAUACCAGAAAGACCACUAAUGGUAAAAAAGACAAAUCUGUUAGAAGAAAAACUAAAAACAAAGUAGAAAAAGCUCUCUGUAACCCUACUGAAUCAGCUAUGAAAAUGGAUGAUACAAGUAAGGUCUCCCUGGAGUUAACAGAUCAUUCUGAAAACAUUGAUAAUAUAGAGCUAGCACGUCAGAUAAAGAUAAGGAAACAGAAAUGUAGAAAAUGUGACUAUCGUUACACUUCAGGAGACCAAUCUUAUAGACAACAUUGGCUAGAAAACCACCAAAACCAAUAUCAAUGUCAAGAUUGUGAUUGGGUUGGACCAUGGAAACGGGAUCUGGCUAAACACAUGUACAGAAAACAUAAUGAAACCGUAGCAUGUCCUGAGAGAUAUCCAUUGAAGAAAUGUACAUUUCAGGGCUGCAAUUAUACAACUCUUUCAUUAUUUAUGCAUAUUCAUGUCAAAGGGCAUGUUAAAAAGAAACAGACAAAAAGAAUGUGUGAAAUUUGUGCAGCAACAUUGGGCUGCGAGGCUUCAUUACAAAGACACAUCAAAUUACAACAUUCAGGUUCUAAAGUCAAAGCAUGCAUCAUUUGUGCUAAGAAAUUUGAAUGCAAAAUGGAUUUAAAGAAACAUAUGAUAUCUACACAUGGAAGUCCUUUUGUUUGCCACUUAUGUCCAUACAAAGCAACUGCAUCUUACAAUUUGGAUUUACAUCUACACAAGAAACAUGGAAUUGAAAUGAAAUAUAAAAAGUUUGUUUGUGACCAAUGUGAUUUUUAUUGCUUCAGAAUAAUUCAGCUAAAUCAACACAAAUUGAUCCACACUACCAGUACAUUAGCAUUGGAACAGUAUAAAUGCUCAAAAUGUAAGAAGACAUGUAAAAGUAGUGUAAGUUUGCGUCAACACAUACGUAAUGUGCAUUCAUCUGAAAGAUAUAAAUGCACACUUUGUGACUAUGAAGGGAAAACCAAGAUAGCUUUAAAAAGACACAUGACCAACAGACAUUCUGAUGAAAGACCAUUUGGUUGCCAUUUAUGUUCCUACAGAUGUAAAAUAAGAGAGAAUGUGCAUUCACACUUGAAACAUGUUCACAAACUGAAAGUUGUGACUAGAGCGUCAAUGUUUAAUAACAUGAUCAAAACUGGCAAGGGUUUUGAUCAGGUUCAGGAAAUAGACAAAAAUGGAGCACCUCUGUUGAUAAUGGAACCUGAAGGAAAUAGCAUGGAAGCACUAGAAACUAAGGGUAACCAGGAUAACUUGGACACAGAAGGUACAGAAUAUUGACAGGGAUACAGUCAAAAACAAUUGUUACCAUGGGAAAAAGUGACAUGGAAAGUGAAACCAGUUUAAAAAUUAGCAAUAUAGAGAAGAACACAAAAAUGGAGCACCUCUGUUGAUAAUGGAAACUUAAAGGAAAAAAGCGUGGCAGCACUUGAAACUAAGGGUAACCACCAGAAUAACUUAGCUUGGACACAGAAGGUACACAGAAUAUACAUUGAUAGGGAUACAGUAAAAACAAUUGUUACCAUGGGAAAGUAAAUGCACUUGGUAACCAGAACAUCAAAAAUGAUUUAAGUGAUGUGAUGGAAAGUGAAAACGGUUUUAAAAUUGGCAAUAUAGAGAUAUUUCAGAAGUAAAGACAUUGACAAGGGAACAGUAGCAAACAAUUGUAACUAUGGAGAUGUUAAUUCCAUUGGUAACCAGAAUAUCAAAAAUGAUUCUAGUGCCAAGGGAGAGUGAAACCAGUUAAUAAAAUUAGAAUAAAGAAAUACUUUAAUAUAAUUCUUAAAA